Phytophthora sojae is the source of this 2742-nucleotide messenger RNA. RefSeq lists its product as hypothetical. The transcript is spliced from 3 exons. NCBI's taxonomy places the organism in Eukaryota, Oomycota, Peronosporomycetes, Peronosporales, Peronosporaceae. Gene Ontology annotation, molecular function: aminoacyl-tRNA deacylase activity; leucine-tRNA ligase activity; ATP binding. Bases 1 to 2742 code for a protein of 913 amino acids. The record is from RefSeq and is a predicted model, not a curated record. Gene Ontology annotation, biological process: leucyl-tRNA aminoacylation; mitochondrial translation. Gene Ontology annotation, cellular component: mitochondrion.
AUGUUGCGCUGCCGCCUGCGUGGGGCGCUGUCGGCGCGGCGCAGCUUCGCGACGGCGUCGGCUGCCGCGUCCUCGCGCGCAUGGGAGCCCAUCGAGACCAAGUGGCAGAAGCGCUGGGCCCAGCAGGAGCUGCAGACGCCGACGCCCAACAGCAGCAGCAGCACCGGCGGCAAGGACCCAUUCUACUGCCUCGCCAUGUUCCCGUACCCGUCGGGCCAACUGCACAUCGGGCACGUGCGCGUGUACACCAUCAGCGACUGCAUGGCGCGCCUCAAGCGCAUGCAGGGCUACGACGUGCUGCACCCCAUGGGCUGGGACGCCUUCGGGCUGCCGGCCGAGAACGCGGCCAUCGAGCGCGGCAUCUCGCCCGCCGAUUGGACCGUGGCCAACAUCGCGCAGGCCAAGCAGCAGCUCCAGGCGCUCGGCAUCAAGUUCGACUGGGACCGCGAGGUCACCACGUGCGCGCCCGACUACUACAAGUGGACGCAGUGGAUCUUCCUGCAGAUGUUCAACAAGGGGCUGGCCUACCGCAAGGAGGCGCUCGUGAACUGGGACCCCGUGGACAAGACGGUGCUCGCCAACGAGCAGGUGGACGCAGAGGGCCGGUCCUGGCGCUCCGGCGCCAUCGUAGAGCAGCGCUCGCUGAACCAGUGGUUCCUGCGCAUCACCGAGUAUGGAGACCGGCUGCUGGACGACCUGGACAAGCUCACCAAGUGGCCGGAUGCCGUCAAGCGCAUGCAGUCGUCGUGGAUCGGACGCUCGCAGGGAUCGCAGGUGCAGUUUCAGGCGGUGCUGGAUGCCGAUGCCACGCAGCCGAUCCCGUUGACCGUGUUUACUACCCGUGUGGACACGCUCUUCGGUGUGAGCUUCGUCUCGAUGGCCCCUGACAGUAUUGGAGUUGAGGCUCUCCUCCCUCAUGUCCCCGCAGCCCAACGCGCUGCUGUCGACGCCUACGUCACUAAGGUGCGAGCCAUGAGCAAGGACGACCGAGGCAAGGGCGACACGACGGCUGGAGUGUUCACGGGUCUGUAUGCGUGCCAUCCGCUCACAGGCCGACACGUGCCUAUUUACUUGGCCGAGUACGUGCUGCCGCAUUACGGCACAGGCGUGGUCAUGGGCGUGCCGGCGCACGAUAGCCGAGACCUCGCAUUCGCGCGCCACCACAACCUAGAAGUGCGCUCUGUGGUGGGGAGCAGCGAUGGAUCUGUCUGCAACGAGGACGAGGUGUUCACAGAGCAUGGAGUGCUGCGCGACAGCGGCGAAUUCUCUGGUAUGACGUCUCAGGAAGCAAGCUCGGCCAUCAACGCUCGCCUCGAGGAAAAGGGCGUUGGCGGUGCCACGACGCAGUUCCGCUUGCGCGAUUGGCUUGUGUCUCGUCAGCGUUAUUGGGGUACGCCCGUGCCGAUCAUUCACUGCCCGUCCUGUGGACCUGUUGGUGUACCAACUGAGCAACUUCCCGUCGAGCUGCCGCCUGUGGGGCAGGAUGUCGCUGACGACCUGCGCGGGAAGGGAAGCAGCGACUCUCCUCUGGCGCGUAUGGCUGGCUGGAAACACUGCACGUGCACACGCUGCGGCGGCGAAGCAGAGCGCGAUACCGAUACUCUGGAUACGUUCGUUGACAGCUCAUGGUAUUACAUGCGUUACUGUGACGCCCGCAACGAUACUGCUGCAUUCGAGCCUGAGCAAGCGCGGACGUGGCUGAAGAAAGCGGGCGUGGACCUCUACAUUGGAGGCAUUGAGCACGCCAUUCUGCACUUGCUGUAUUCGCGCUUCGUGACCAAGUUCAUGUGCGACCAAGGGUUCCUGGCGACGGACGAGCCGUUCGCGCAGCUUCUCGCUCAGGGCAUGGUUCUUGGACGCACGCACAAGUCCCCUGGCUCGCUGCGACCGCUUGCUCCUGGCGAGUACGAGGAGGUGACGACUGAUGGACGUUCAGUCGUCGUAGAAAAGAAGAGCGGUCUGCCCGUGGUGACGCUGUGGGAAAAGAUGUCCAAGUCGAAGCACAACGGUGUGGACCCGGAGCAGAUUCGUGCACGUCAUGGAGCCGACGUGACGCGCCUCGCGGUGCUCUUCAAGGCACCGCCAGCUCACGAGCUGGAGUGGGACGAGGCUGACCUCGCUGGUCAAUCGCGCUGGCUGGCACGCAUUUGGUCGCUGUUGGAUGGUGCUUUGACGCACCGCGGUGAAGUUGGAUCCGUUGCAGAGGAGGAAGAGGAGAAGGAGCUUCGACACGAGCUGCACGGCACGAUCAAGCGUGUAACCGAGGCUCUGAAUGACUAUCAGUCGUUCAAUGUUGCGAUUGCCGAACUCAUGAAGCUGUCCAACCUGCUCGGAGAGCGUCGCACGUUGCUUCAGGGCUCCGCCGUGUAUGAGGAGGCUCUGCGGGCGCUGGUUCAGAUGCUGGCACCGUUGGCGCCCCACACCGCAGCUGAAAUGUUCCAGGUCCUGCAAGACGGUGACGAGGCAGCCGAUGUGCAUGCGUGUGCGUGGCCCGCGUAUGACCCGGCUCUGUUGGAACGUGCUCAAGUCAAGGUGGUGCUGCAAGUGCAGGGCAAGCCGCGCGAUACGAUUCUCGUUGAUCCUGCCCUGCUGGAUGCCCGAGACUCGGAAGCCGUGCUGGCGCUGGCACUAGCCUCCCCAGCUGUGCAACGCCAUUUGCAGGGCCGCGACGUGCGCAAGGCCAUUCUCGUUUCCCCCAAGAAGCAGGGAGCGCAUGGACUGCUGAACAUUGUGGCAAUGUAG